Molecule: messenger RNA, 561 nt
Organism: Penicillium cosmopolitanum
Lineage: Eukaryota; Fungi; Ascomycota; Eurotiomycetes; Eurotiales; Aspergillaceae
Exons: 1
Coding region: 1-561 (186 amino acids)
Source: RefSeq, a predicted model, not a curated record
AUGUCCCGGCUUCUCCUCUCGACCUGGCCUAUCGCCAGAGCUCCCAAUCGGCAUCAGCUCGUCCACUACGCCUCAUAUCCAUUGCGCAAAGCUCACAUUCCACCGAGCCGAUCGGGUGCUACGUCUACUAGAACAUCUGCACUACGCAGCACAGGCCUUGCCGUGGUGUCCGACCGAAAGAUGUCUACAUCUACGCCUCACUCUGGCGAGACCGGAAAGGACUCAGGUGCUCCUGCAGAUCGCUACAAACUCGUUUUCUUCGUGCCGACCGAGAACGCGGAGACCUGCAAAGAGGCUAUCUUCGCGACGGGCGCGGGCUCAUUCCCAGGUGGAAAAUAUACCAAAUGCUGCUUCCAGACCAUCGGAACAGGCCAGUUCCUUCCCAAUGAUGGUGCAAAUCCGGCGAUCGGGGCAGUGGGCAUCGUGGAGAAGUGCGAGGAGGCUCGGAUCGAGGUGAUGUGUUUGGGACGUGAGGUGAUGCUUAGCGCAGUGGAUGCCCUAGUCGAUGCGCACCCGUAUGAGGAAGUCGCCUAUGAGGUGUAUCGAAUGGAGAAUGUGUAA